AUGACUGUCACAGCCUGGGAGACCAACCUCACACCAACCAAUGGAAGUGAUCAGGCCAUUUAUCAACAUUAUACAGAGUUCAUAAUCUUGCAAUUACUGAGAGUCGUCAUAGCCCUGGUGGGGCUGGCAGGGAACGCGGUGGUGCUCUGGCUCCUGGGCUUCCGCAUGCGCAGGAACGCCUUCUCUGUCUACAUCCUCAACCUGGCGGGAGCCGACUUCCUCUUCCUCUGCUGCCAGAUUAUACUUUCCCUAUGUUUAAUUUUCUACUUCGGUUUGGUCCCCAGUAAAUUCUACAUAUUUAUCAUCUCUGUGUCAGUGUUUGCCUACAUCUCAGGCCUGAGCUUUCUCAGCGCCAUCAGCACAGAGCGCUACCUGUCUGUCCUGUGGCCCAUCUGGUACCGCUGCCGCCGCCCCAGACACCUGUCAACUAUCACGUGUGCCCUGCUGUGGUCCCUGUCCCUGCUGCUGAGCAUCCUGGAUAAAAAUUUCUCUUGGAGUCUGUUGGAUUUUUUCAGCCCUUCCGUGUGUUGGGUAUUUGACAUCAUCGUUGCGACGUGGCUGAUUUUAUUAUUUGUGCUUCUCUCUGGGUCCAGCCUGGCCCUGAUGACCAGACUGCUGUGUGGCUCCCACCGGGUGCCGCCCACCAGGCUCUACAUGACCCUCGUGCUCACAGUGCUGGUCUUCCUCCUCUGCGGCCUGCCCUUCGGCAUCAACUUUCAUGUCCUAUUCUGGAUUUCAAAUGAUAAUAAUUUCUUCUUUGAUCUUUCCAUGAUGGUAGUACUUCUGUCCUGUGUCAACAGCUGUGCCAACCCCAUCAUUUACUUCUUCGUUGGCUCCUUCAGGCAGCAAUGGUGGAAACAGAGACACACCCUGAGACUGGUUCUCCAGAGGGCUCUGCAGGACACUCCUGAGGUGGAUGAACCUGGAGAAAGCCUUCGUAGGGAAACCCUGGACAUGUCGGGAAGCAGUCUGGGGCAAGGAUGA
Myotis lucifugus (little brown bat) is the source of this 984-nucleotide messenger RNA. RefSeq names its product mas-related G-protein coupled receptor member X2-like. The coding region runs from base 1 to 984 and encodes 327 amino acids. NCBI's taxonomy places the organism in Eukaryota, Metazoa, Chordata, Mammalia, Chiroptera, Vespertilionidae. The transcript has a single exon. Gene Ontology annotation, cellular component: membrane. Gene Ontology annotation, biological process: G protein-coupled receptor signaling pathway. The record is from RefSeq and is a predicted model, not a curated record. Gene Ontology annotation, molecular function: G protein-coupled receptor activity.